Messenger RNA from Chenopodium quinoa (quinoa), 2962 nucleotides. Its product is annotated as protein mel-28-like. The record is from RefSeq and is a predicted model, not a curated record. Gene Ontology annotation, molecular function: RNA binding. Bases 965 to 2746 code for a protein of 593 amino acids. NCBI's taxonomy places the organism in Eukaryota, Viridiplantae, Streptophyta, Magnoliopsida, Caryophyllales, Amaranthaceae. Gene Ontology annotation, cellular component: nucleus. The transcript has 4 exons.
UUCAAUUAUUUGUUGUUUUUUUUUUAGUGAUGGGUGUUUUUGCUAUAUGGGGUUUUUUUGUUUUUGUGUUUAUCGUUUGUUGUAAGUUGUAUCUUUCAUUAUGAUUUACUCUGCAAUUAUGUUGACUGGUAAUUCUAUUUUGAUUCCCAUUUUUGAAUUUGAUUGAAGAAAUGUGUGUUGAUAGUUUUUGUAUGAAUAUAGCUUAUGAAUAUCAAUCAAUUUUUGGGUGUUUUUCAAAUUUGAUUAGAGAAAUGUGUGCAAUAAUUUGUACAAUUAACAAUUAAUUUGGUUCCCUUUCGAAUAUGGUUUGGGAAAUGUGUGAUAGAAUUUUCAUGAAAUAGUGUAUGAAUAUUAUUAUUUUUUUCUUUUUUUUGAUUCAGUUUAUGAAUAUCAAGUAAAGUAAAGUAAUUUUGGUGUGUCUUUCGAGUGAUAGAAUUUUCAUGAAAUAGUUUAUGAAUAGCAAGUAAUUUUGGGGUAUCUUUCGAAUUUGAUUGGGGAAAUUUGUGAAAUAAUUUGUAUGAAUAACAAUUUAUUUGGUUGUCUUUCGAAUUUGAUUGGGGAAACAUGCAUUUCACUUUUUGUUUCCAUUCGAAUCUUAAUCGUGACAAGUCGUUACUACUAGCAAUGACUUCCUCUAGCUUCUUUGUGGCCCAUACGAGUGCGAGAUAAAGCUUUUCAAGUGUAGAAGAUUCUUUCAAUUGGCUAGAAUCCGUUACUACUCUCAGGGAGAGGCGCGAGAGAAUGGUUCCCUUAUAAGUCUGAUUUGCAGUAUAACGGGUGUUUGUGGAAGGGAGGAAAAUUAAAGCUGGAAAAGGCGAAAGAACAUUAUAUUGACCGGUUGAAACAAGAAUGGGCAGAAGAUGCUGAACUUGUAAAUAGUGAAAAUAUUGAUUCCAGUCUAAAUGAUCUUGAUGAAAAUGUGGCUGGUUCUCUAGAGCCCAAGAGCACCCUUGAUUCUGAAAAGAUGCAGAUCCGGAUGUUCUUUCCCAAACUAAGGAAGGUGAAAGCAUUACCUUUUCGUGGAACUGGUAAACACAAAUACAGUUUCCAGCGUGUUGCAGUACCACCUCUUCCAGUUCAUUUCUGUGAUUGCCCAGAGCAUUAUGUUGACAUACAAAGUGACAAGAUGAAUGACAGAGAUAUGACAAAUCCAGUGAUGAACAAGCUUCUGAACAAGGGAACUUCUCUGAAAUCUGGAUGUGCUCAGCCCAUAAGAGGAAUGCAAGUACGUGAUACGAUAAUACAAGAUGAUGGCCUGAAUGAAGAAGAGAUUACUGUCAUGAAUUCUGUGAUGAAAAAACUCUUAGAUAGGGAGAGUGCCAAAACUGAGAGAAGGGACCGUCAUAAUACUCCACAGAUUGCUGCCCCAACUGUUGAGUCGCAAGAGGAUAAUAACGAAAUAGAUGAAGAAACAGAUGAUGAUGAUGAUGAUAUUAAAAUCAAUACGGGGGCUGGACAAGAUUUUGGACCAGAAAGUUGGGAGCUACAAACAAGCCUGCUUAAUAAGAUGGCGAGGUCAAAUGAGACUUCUAUUGAACCUUCCAAAAGUAAGCUUGGUACGCAGAUUAUAAAGGAAAAACUUUCCAACAAGAAAAGGAAAUCAGUUUCCAAUGAAAGCAAUAAAAAGGAUCCUGCAUCUCCUAUCCAUGGAAAAAAGGCCCGUUUUCAAACUCAAAUAAUGGACUCAGAGGAGCAUUCGGAAUUGAUAAGUGUAACAGGGUCCAAUACCAAUAAAUCAAUUAUAAGUGGCAUGCCGACUCAGAAGGCUUCAUGGAAAAAACUGAUUGGUGAAGGCAGUAGCAGAUCGUUCUACUUGUCACAGGCUACACCUGGUGGUGGGACUAAGAUUGAUGAACAGCCUAUAUCUGGUGGAGAAACAUCAACCGACCGCAAGAAACACAAAAGGAAUCAUGAUGUUGUGAAUGAAGAGCAUAAACCUAGCAAUACGAUACUUUCUGUGAACAAAGAACUUGAAAGGGUCAGCAACUCUGUGCCUGAAAACGUGGAUGACGAGACUAACAUUGAUGAACAGCCUAUGUCCGGUGGAGAAGCGUCAACUGACAGCAAGAAACACAAGAGGGAUAUUGAUGUUGUGAAUGAAGAGCAUAAACCUAGUAAUUUAAUAUUAUCUGUCAACAAAGAACCUGAAACGGUCAGCUGCGCUGUGCCUGAAAACAAGGAUGGCCUAGCUUCCCAGUCAAAAGAAGCUACAGAGGGACACCAGGCAGCUCAACCGGCCGGAGCAAGUGCAAGUUUAAAUAUAGCAACUAGAGGCAGUACUUGGCUGCAAAAAUCAUCUUGGAGUCAGCUUGUAGGCGGUGAAAAGAGUAGCUCCUUCAGCAUUUCACAAAUCUUGCCAAAAGAUCUACUUGAGAAGCAACAGUCAAACAAACCAAAUAAUAAUGGCACUGCAAACAACUUUUUUAGUAGUGUAACUGCUUUUGGUGGCAGUAGAAGAUCAAGGUCUGGCGUAGAUGGGGAAGAUAAUAAAAAAGAAGCCCAAAAAAUUGCUGGUACAGGUAUUCAUCCUAGUACAACUCCAAAGGCAAAUGAUUGCUCUGAUGUAACUACUGCCAAGAAGUCUGAUUCAGAGGUGAAGGUGUCCAAUCCACGUCCGGGAGUUCGAAUCAGUGAAACUUGCCCUUUUAUGAGUAGUGCUGAAUCAUUGAAAGACUGGCAAACUGCUAAAACAACACUUACUAGCUCCCAUAAAAAGAGAAACAACAACAAACAGGGUUUUGCAUAGUAACUUUCGUCUAUUUUUGGUUUCAUGAAUUGUCAUUACCUAUACUUUUAUAGUUGGGAUCAAUCAGUAUCUCAAACUUUUUUCACUAGACUAGUAUUAUUGUGCAAAUUCCAUGUAGCAAUUUUGCAGAGAAUGCUAUCGUCUAUUUUCUUGAUGGGUUGUGAAUUUUUGUAUCUUUGGGUGAGAAAUGAAAGACCUGAUUUCCUUUUAUAGUUC